Messenger RNA from Pectinophora gossypiella (pink bollworm), 1358 nucleotides. RefSeq names its product ATPase ASNA1 homolog. The record is from RefSeq and is a predicted model, not a curated record. Gene Ontology annotation, cellular component: GET complex. Lineage: Eukaryota; Metazoa; Arthropoda; Insecta; Lepidoptera; Gelechiidae. The coding region runs from base 87 to 1094 and encodes 335 amino acids. Gene Ontology annotation, molecular function: ATP binding; ATP hydrolysis activity. The transcript is spliced from 5 exons. Gene Ontology annotation, biological process: post-translational protein targeting to endoplasmic reticulum membrane.
UUGUUUGCUACGUCAGUUUUUACAUUCGUCAAAAUCACGAUUUUUGGUUUUCUGUUUAGCAAAAAUUAUAAAAGAAUCGAGAAAAAAUGGACGAAAAUAAAGACUUUGAACCACUGGAACCAUCACUAAGGAAUGUAGUUGACCAGACCACCCUGCGAUGGAUUUUCGUGGGCGGAAAAGGCGGCGUUGGCAAAACAACAUGCAGUUGCAGCUUGGCGGUUCAACUCUCCAAGGUCCGAGAAUCAGUUCUUAUUAUAUCCACUGAUCCGGCGCAUAACAUUUCUGAUGCCUUUGACCAGAAAUUUUCUAAGGUGCCAACUAAAGUGAAGGGCUUCGACAACCUAUUUGCCAUGGAAAUUGACCCUAAUGUUGGUCUCAAUGAGCUUCCAGAGGAAUACUUUGAGGGGGAGACAGAGGCAAUGCGAUUAGGUAAAGGAGUCAUGCAAGAAAUUGUAGGAGCCUUCCCCGGUAUUGAUGAGGCUAUGAGCUAUGCAGAGGUCAUGAAAUUGGUGAAAGGCAUGAACUUCAGUGCCGUCGUGUUUGACACAGCUCCAACAGGACACACGCUGCGUCUGCUCUCAUUCCCGCAGGUUGUAGAGAAGGGUCUGGGUAAACUGAUGCGCUUGAAGUCAAAGGUGGCUCCAUUCAUAAACCAAGUGGCAACUCUAUUUGGGCUGGCAGAGUUCAACUCAGACAUGUUCAGCAGCAAAAUGGAUGAGAUGCUCUCAGUCAUCAGACAAGUAAACGCACAGUUCAAGGACCCGAAUCAGACAACCUUUGUGUGCGUGUGCAUUGCGGAGUUCCUCUCAUUGUACGAGACCGAGCGUCUAGUACAAGAGCUCACACGAUGCGGUAUCGACACGCACAACAUUAUCGUAAACCAGUUGCUCAUGCGCACUUCGGCGCCUUGUGAGCUUUGCGCCGCGCGGCACAAGGUCCAAGAGAAGUAUCUAGAACAAAUCGCCGAUCUUUACGAGGACUUCCACGUCACUAAGCUCCCUCUGCUAGACAAAGAGGUCCGAGGCGCCGAUGCCGUCAACUCUUUCUCCGAACAUCUUCUCAAGCCCUACGAUCCGACGAAGCCGUCGUCGUAAACUCUCUGCUUGAUGUGGUUGGCUCUAUGGUUGUCAAUUUGUGGGUAUGGAAAUUCUUCAUCCAACUGCUGCUGGUAAUAACUCAGUGAAGGUGCUAAAUGUCUCAGGCUUGUAUGACAUCCCUUGGCUGUGUGACUAAUUCCAUUUAGUAAUUUUGAUAGUAAUAGUCACAUUUUUAGAAACUGUUCUGUUUAUGAAAUGGUGGUCGAUCACAAAUGAUUGUAUAGUUAUUCCAAAGUGAUUACAUAAAUGUAAUAUAUUUCA